AUGGCAUCAACUGGCAACGCUGCAGCAGGGGGGCUCCUCAGAGACCAUUUGGGAAGAUGCUCUGACGCUUUCGUUGCCAACCUUGGGUCAUGCUCAAUCACAAGAGCCGAACUCAGAGGGGCUUUGGAAGGGCUAAGGAUUGCUUGGCGAAGAGGCUUCAAGAAGAUACAGCUUAACUUGGACUCUUCAACAGCAAUCAACAUCAUUAAGAACUGGGCGGACAAUGACCAUAACCAUGGUUUGAUUGCUCAACAGAUUGGUGAACUCCUAAGUAGGAGAUGGGAAGUGAAUGUAUGUCAUAUUUAUAGAGAAGCAAACUUUGCUGCUGACUUCCUAGCGUCCAAGGGUCAUUGUGUUAAUUUUGGCACACAUCUCUUCGAUGUGUGCGACCCUGAGCUCAGACACUGGCUUUUGUACGAUGUUAGAGAAACCGCCCAAGAGCGGGGUAUUUUAAUCUAA
Linum tenue is the source of this 459-nucleotide messenger RNA. The record is from the annotation of a GenBank genome assembly. Lineage: Eukaryota; Viridiplantae; Streptophyta; Magnoliopsida; Malpighiales; Linaceae.